Danaus chrysippus (African queen) is the source of this 2490-nucleotide messenger RNA. NCBI's taxonomy places the organism in Eukaryota, Metazoa, Arthropoda, Insecta, Lepidoptera, Nymphalidae. The record is from the annotation of a GenBank genome assembly.
AUGGGUAGAGAAAGAAGCGCAGAACGUCGACGAUCUCGUUCUCGAGAUAGACGUGAGAGGGAUCGUCACGAUGACCGCGAUACUUAUAAAGAUAAAUUAAAACGACGUGAUAGAUCCCGAAGCCCCAGGAAAGAGAAAUCCCGUAGUCCUUUGAAAAAGGAAUCAGACGUUCGUUCUCGUAGCCCGAGAAGAGAAAAAGAACGUUCCAGAAGUCCGAUUCGUAAAGAACGCGCCCGCUCGAGAAGUCCACGUAAACGUGAUGGCAAAGAAAAAGACCGGCGGCCAGAUGACAGAGAGAAAAAUAAAACUAAAAAGGAAGAAGAAAAACCUGAGGACGAACCCAAAAUGGAAGAAGAACCUAAGCCAGUUAAACGGGAGCCGCUAUCACUAGAAGAGUUACUCGCCAAAAAGAAAGCUGAAGAAGAGGCGCGAAGUAAACCAGUGUUUUUAACAAAGGAACAACGAGCAGCCCUGGCGCUAGAGAGACGCAGAGAACAAGUCGAAGCAAUGAGAGCUGCGGAACGACCAGCUGCGGUGGCGACUAUAGAUCUUACUGGAACUUCAAGGAAGGAGGAUGAGAAAAAAUACCGCGAAGACAGAGAAAAAGAGAGGGAACACGAAAAAGAGCGAGAAAGAGAAAGGGAGCGGGAGAGAGAGAAAGAAAGGGAAAGAAGACACGAAGAGAGAAAGUCAGGAAAUGAUCGUAACAGAGAUGAGAAAAAAGACAAGAAUGAAGAAUACAGCAAAACUAAAGACAAAGAAAGAGAAGAAGAAGCUAUCAAAGCGAGGUACUUGGGUAUAGUAAAGAAAAAGCGACGAGUGAGACGGCUAAAUGAUAGGAAGUUUGUAUUUGAUUGGGAUGCCUCUGAAGACACAUCAAAUGAUUACAAUGCACUUUAUAAGGAGAGACAUCAAGUGCAAUUUUUCGGACGCGGCCACAUUGCUGGCAUUGAUAUUAAAUCACAGAAAAAGGACUACUGCAAAUUCUAUGGCAAUUUGUUGGAGAAAAGGAGAACGGAAUUGGAGAAAGAACAGGAGAAAUCUCGUCUAAAGAAAGUCAAGAAGAAGGAAGACAAACAGAAAUGGGAUGACAGGCACUGGUCGGAGAAAGAUCAAGAUGAGAUGACAGAAAGAGAUUGGAGAAUCUUCAGAGAGGAUUAUAAUAUUACUUUGAAAGGUGGAAGAAUACCUAAUCCGAUUCGUUCAUGGAAAGAAGCUAACUUUCACGAAGAUAUUAUGGAAAUUAUUAGCAAAGUUGGCUACAAAAGCCCUACGCCCAUUCAACGACAAGCCAUUCCAAUUGGUCUCCAAAAUAGGGACAUAAUUGGUGUUGCUGAAACCGGUUCUGGUAAAACAUUAGCAUUUCUCAUACCAUUGCUUACUUGGAUACAGUCUCUGCCUAAAAACGAGAGGAUGGAGGAUGCUGAUCAAGGCCCGUACGCUAUAAUUCUGGCACCUACCCGUGAAUUGGCACAACAAAUUGAGGAAGAAACAAAUAAGUUCGGUAUACCGCUUGGCAUAACAUCUGUCGUUGUUGUGGGAGGUCUGUCGAGGGAGGAGCAAGGAUUCAAGUUACGUCUAGGAUGUGAGAUCGUCAUUGCCACACCGGGUCGUCUUAUUGACGUACUAGAAAAUCGAUAUCUUGUGCUCAAUCGCUGCACCUAUGUCGUUCUUGACGAAGCCGAUCGUAUGAUAGACAUGGGUUUCGAACCUGAUGUACAAAAAAUUCUCGAAUACAUGCCUGUGUCUAACAUCAAACCCGACACGGAUGCCGCCGAGGACGCAUCAGUACUUCUUGCUAAUUACAACUCUAAAAAGAAAUUCCGUCAAACCGUGAUGUUCACGGCUACUAUGCCACCGGCCGUUGAGAGACUCGCUCGAACAUAUUUACGCAGGCCGGCCAUAGUGUACAUCGGAUCGGUUGGCAAACCAGUCGACAGAACAGAACAGGUCGUCUUCAUGAUCAGUGAGAAUGAGAAACGCAGGAAGCUAACCGAGAUAUUACAACGCGGAGUCGAACCACCGAUCAUUAUAUUCGUCAACCAAAAGAAGGGUGCAGAUGUACUCGCGAAAGGUUUGGAGAAACUGGGUUUCAAUGCUUGUACAUUGCAUGGUGGUAAAGGCCAGGAACAACGUGACUUCGCUCUGGCUUCCCUCAAAAAUGGUUCGAAGGAUAUACUAGUCGCUACAGAUGUAGCCGGUCGUGGUAUUGAUAUUAAAGAUGUCAGUGUGGUCAUUAAUUAUGAUAUGGCUAAGAGUAUAGAGGACUACACACAUCGCAUUGGUCGUACCGGUCGUGCUGGCAAGACUGGUAAGGCUGUAUCAUUUGUUACUAAAGAGGAUUCUGCUAUAUACUAUGACCUGAAGCAAGUGCUACUUGCUAGCUCAGUUUCCACAUGCCCUCCAGAGUUAAUGAACCAUCCCGAGGCUCAACACAAACCCGGUACUGUGGUCACCAAGAAGAGAAGAGAGGAAAUGAUAUUUGCUUAA